Molecule: messenger RNA, 2300 nt
Organism: Gekko japonicus
Lineage: Eukaryota; Metazoa; Chordata; Lepidosauria; Squamata; Gekkonidae
Gene: SLC25A20
Product: solute carrier family 25 (carnitine/acylcarnitine translocase), member 20
Exons: 9
Coding region: 75-998 (307 amino acids)
Biological process (GO): carnitine transmembrane transport; mitochondrial transport; positive regulation of neuron projection development
Cellular component (GO): mitochondrial envelope
Molecular function (GO): O-acyl-L-carnitine transmembrane transporter activity; low-density lipoprotein particle binding
Source: RefSeq, a predicted model, not a curated record
AGGAGGGUAAAGGUCGCUCGGAGCAGCUAGGCGGGAGGCAGCCAGAACGGGACAGUCUCGCCACUGCAGCAGCCAUGGCGGAAGAUCCACAAAAGAAGCCUUCUCAGGCGCCCAUCAGCCCUGUAAAGAACUUCUUCGCAGGAGGCUUCGGGGGUGUCUGCUUGGUCUUCGUGGGGCACCCGUUAGACACUAUCAAGGUCAGGCUACAGACUCAGCCAAAACCUUUGCCAGGACAGUCUCUGAUCUACUCUGGGACUUUUGACUGCUUCAAAAAGACUCUUGUUCAAGAGGGAAUCCGAGGCUUGUACAAGGGGAUGGCAGCUCCUAUUGUUGGGGUGACCCCUAUGUUUGCCAUAUGUUUCUUUGGAUUUGGCUUGGGCAAAAAACUCCAACAGAGGACCCCUGACGACGUUCUGACGUAUCCCCAGCUGUUUGCAGCAGGCAUGUUAUCUGGGGUGUUCACCACUGCAAUCAUGGCUCCGGGAGAGAGGAUCAAGUGCCUUCUACAGAUCCAGGCAGCAUCAGGAGAAACUAAAUAUGGAGGGCCCUUGGACUGUGCCAAACAACUAUAUCGUGAGGCUGGAAUUCGAGGGGUAUAUAAAGGAACGGUGCUCACUCUCAUGAGAGAUGUUCCAGCCAGUGGGAUGUACUUCAUGACCUAUGAAUGGCUGAAAAAUAUUUUGACGCCUCAAGGGCAGAGUGUCAGUGACCUCAGUGUACCCAGGAUUCUCUUAGCUGGUGGCAUGGCAGGGAUCUUCAACUGGGCUGUUGGGAUCCCACCAGAUGUGUUGAAAUCCCGCUUCCAGACAGCUCCACCGGGGAAGUACCCCAAUGGCUUCCGAGACGUCCUGAGAGAGCUUGUCCGAGAGGAGGGGGUGAUGUCUCUGUACAAGGGAUUCACAGCCGUGAUGAUCAGGGCCUUCCCUGCCAAUGCUGCCUGUUUCCUUGGCUUUGAAGUUGCCAUGAAGUUCCUAAACUGGCUUGCGCCCAGUCUGUGAGGACCGGCAGAGUGUGUUCCAAAGGGAGCUCAGUGACCAGGAACUAGAAUGCAUCUAUCUCGGAGGAACAGGAUAGAAUGAUGAAACAAAAUAAGCGCUAGAAACAGCUAGUUUUCUACUAAUCUUUAUUGCCUUACUCACACCCUCUGGGUGGAGCUGUGUUGCCACCUGGAAUCUUGAACUGAAACUCUUCCCAUCCGGAGUUCAAGAGAAGUUCAAGACACAAAGCCUGCCUUCUGAACCCAAAGUUUCCACCGUGGGUAAUGCUGCUAAUAGGAAAACCUUAUUGCUAUUAAUGGGCAGCAAGGCCUGUUCCUGUUUGCCUCCUUGGGAAACACAAGGGGGAGGUGGGGAACAGCCACAGUGCACUUAAUUCUCAGGAUAGAACUUAAUAAUGGCUUGCCACCACUGUAAGAAGAGUAUUUUGCUUAGAUUUGCAUUUCUUGGGUACUGUCUGCCACCAGUGUUCGUGUGCAUGCUCCACUGAAAUGCAUGGGGGUAAUGUAGGAACACUUGUGCAAGUCCCUUUCCUCUCAAGGUGCUCUCACAUGGCACUUUCACGGUAGACACUGGCCAGAAGUCUCCGUUGGUUGCCUUGAUGUAUGUGGUCCACAAUCAAAUCGCAUGUCGAUGCUGCGUGGGGGGAGGGGGACUGUGCAUGUAAAUUUGAAUGUAGGGGCCUGGAGAGGGCAGAACCCAAGUGAAAUGUAGCUUGGGAGUCACUGAAUCCAGGGGGCUGAAUCAAUGAAGGGCUAUGAGCCCUGAAUUUAGAAUACGGUGACAAUCUCAAACAGGUGAACUAGAGAGGUAAAGGAGUAAUCAACUGGAUGUUUUUUUGCUGACUCCCAUGUUGAGUUGGAACGAGUGGUCAGUACAAAAAGUAUCUCCUCCCCGUUUCUCUAAAAUGAUCUUCCGGUAGGUGCUUUCUGGGUAACUAGAUGUAUUCCUGAGUCGCAACUUCAUAAGUGCCAUGUUAACCGCAUGGUGUGUUUGGGGUGUCAAAUGAGGAAUUCUGUUAUGGGCCGUAUCUAUGGCUGUAUAAUGAGGAUUUCAAAGUGAGGAGGGAUUUUAAAACUUGUUUCUAAGGCCGAAGAGGACUGAAUUGGGAUAAACUACCUUCAGAAUUAUUCUGUUUUCACUGCAGCUCUGCCUCAAGAGGACUUUAUCACGUAUAAUCUUUUUUUUUUACUGAAGCACAUCCAGAGCACAAAGCAUUGAGACAGAACUAUCAGUCUAUAAAAUGUUUCACUAGGAUGAAUUGAUAUCCUGGAUUUUUUUUAGGAUUCAAUAAAGUUUGCUGAU